Messenger RNA from Impatiens glandulifera, 1661 nucleotides. RefSeq names its product protein S-acyltransferase 8-like. The coding region runs from base 316 to 1452 and encodes 378 amino acids. NCBI's taxonomy places the organism in Eukaryota, Viridiplantae, Streptophyta, Magnoliopsida, Ericales, Balsaminaceae. Gene Ontology annotation, biological process: protein targeting to membrane; peptidyl-L-cysteine S-palmitoylation. The record is from RefSeq and is a predicted model, not a curated record. Gene Ontology annotation, cellular component: Golgi apparatus; endoplasmic reticulum. Gene Ontology annotation, molecular function: protein-cysteine S-palmitoyltransferase activity. The transcript has 5 exons.
GAUUCCCCCAUUUUAUUCUCAUCAUCGUCUCACCGAACAUUCCCAUCUUCACGAUCCUCAUUCUUUCUUUCUUUCUUUCUUCCCUUUUAAAUACUGUUCUUUAGCUAGCUAGCUAGCUAGCUAACUAUCGAAAGAGUGAAAGAGUUUAGCUUUCCCGAUUCAGAGUUCAUCUUACAAAAGAAAAAGGCAAAAAACCCAUGAUGCUAUUGCCAUUUUUUGAAACCCAGGACCGCCCUUUUCCUUUUUGCACUCCUUUUUAGACCAUGAAACUCAAACCCUAUCUUCCCCACCUGUUGUAACAGACAGCUAUGCCUCAUGGCGAAGCGCGUCUACCAACUCUGGAAGGGAAGCAACAUAUUUCUUUUGAAUGGGAGGCUGAUAUUUGGACCAGAUGCAAGGUCUCUGAUAUUUACCUUACUUUUAAUACUUGUUCCUGUAGUCAUCUUUUGCAGUCUAGUUGCAAAGAAUCUCUUCCAUAGAUUUCCCUCUUACGAUGCUGGAUAUGCAAUUCUGUUGGUGACAAUCUUCUUCACGAUAUACGUGUUGAUACUUCUCCUUUUGACCUCAGCUCGUGAUCCUGGUAUUGUUCCACGCAAUCUGCAUCCUCCGGAAGAAGAGUUCUGCUAUGAAUCAUCGGCUUCUGUUGAUGCUGGUGGCAGACCCACACCAAGCCUUCGUUUGCCCCGUUUUAAAGAAGUUCUUGUUAAUGGUGUAAUUGUGAAGGUUAAAUACUGCGACACAUGUAUGUUAUAUCGUCCUCCACGAUGUUCUCAUUGUUCUGUCUGUGAUAAUUGUGUCGAAAGAUUUGAUCAUCAUUGCCCUUGGGUUGGGCAAUGCAUUGGAAAGCGCAACUAUCGGUACUUUUUCUUGUUUAUUUCGUCUGCGGCGCUUCUAUGCAUGUUCGUGUUUUCAAUGUCAGUUUUGAACAUGAAGUUUCUUUUUGAUGAUCAUGGAACCGUUUGGAAGGCCAUGAAAGGCUCGCCUGCAUCCGUAGUUCUCAUCGCCUUCUGCUUUGUUUCUCUAUGGUUCGUAGGCGGACUCACUGGAUUUCACUUAUACCUUGUUUCCACAAAUCAGACCACAUAUGAGAAUUUUAGGUACAGAAUAGAUAACAGAAUUUACGAUCGUGGCUGCCUGAAAAAUUUAUGGGAAGUGUUAUGCUCAAAGAUUGAGCCUUCGAGGAACAAGUUUCGAGGAUUAGUACAAGAUGAGGCAACUUCGCUUCCUCGGCCUUCCCCUAACCGUGGGGGGGAUAUGGGGGAGACAAGUGGAGAAAGGCGGGAAAAGGUAGAGGAUGAUCUUGAACUUGGAAAUGAUCUUAUGAAGGUAUCUCGUCGUCGUGAUUUUGAAGAUCAGAAGCGUGUUGAUUCUGAAUUGGGCGUGGACAUGGAAUUGCAGGUAUCCAUGGCUGAUAGGUACUCGAAUGUGGGUGGUAGGAGAAACGUGAGCUAGCGAUAUUCAUGUGAAGGCUCUCAAUGGAUGCGUUUCCAAUUCGGCAAGGAGCAAAUCUGUUCUAUUUUUUAUGACUUUCUGGGAUGUAAUUGUUAUCAAAUUUAGCUCUUAAUCCUUUGAACUCCUUUUCUUUCUUUCUAUUUUUCUCCAGGCAUUGUUGGGUCAUAUAAUUGGGUAAACUAUCAAAUAUUUCUUUGUUUGUUCAUCAA